Messenger RNA from Malaclemys terrapin pileata, 2604 nucleotides. RefSeq names its product G-protein coupled receptor 35-like. Lineage: Eukaryota; Metazoa; Chordata; Testudines; Emydidae. Gene Ontology annotation, cellular component: membrane. The coding region runs from base 1038 to 2009 and encodes 323 amino acids. The record is from RefSeq and is a predicted model, not a curated record. The transcript is spliced from 2 exons. Gene Ontology annotation, molecular function: chemokine receptor activity. Gene Ontology annotation, biological process: phospholipase C-activating G protein-coupled receptor signaling pathway; positive regulation of Rho protein signal transduction; chemokine-mediated signaling pathway.
GGAAGGAGCAGUGAGGGCAGAAGAGCGGAAGCCCAGAACUGCUGGGUUGAGAGUCCUUGAACUGGACCCUGGAGUAAAGGGUGGGCCUGGGUUCCCCUACCAGCCACUGAAGGAGUGGCACCUGAGCCAGUGAAUGGGAAGCCUGCCUAGGACUGCUGAAGGAAAGACUUUGAUAUACCCUGGAAGGGGGGAACACUGAGUGACCUGGCUGGAAGGUCCUAAAGAGGGCGUAGCGGUUCCUGGAAUGAAAGAGGGACUGCAGAUCAGAGAGAGACGGAGUGGCAGCAUGCAACAGCAGGAAUGAGCGUCGAUAUGAUGAGCUAAUCCCCAGAGCAGCCAGGAGGAGGCACCAGACUAGUGGUGAGUUGUGCGCCCCAUCACAGACACUCUUACUGACAACAGCCAGACCAUGGAUAAACAGGACAUUGCUUCCCCCGUGUGCAACCUCGUUCUGCUGCCCUUGCUUCUGGGUUUCUGAAGUACCCAGCCAAUAAUAAUCCAGCUCAGGAAUGUUAGUAGGCAUUGAACUGCUUGCUGACUUCCUGCUUGUUCUGUGGCUAAAUAAAAGGUUUUGUUUUCCACUGCUGUCAGUGUAGGACUUGCUGCUGCCGCUGCAAAACAUUAUAGUUUUCCUUCCACAAAUUAGUAAACUUCCCUUUGAGUUGAUGACUGUGAAUAUUCAGUAUCAGUUCCUUGCUGGGGGAAAACCAUACUGCAGAGGGUUGAACUGAUAUAAUGGAAUCAGUAGGAGGCACCAGAGAAACAUCUGUCACUAAAAAGGAAGCUUCAUGAUGAAACAUACCAGUUGGUCUGGUGGAACAAGAGGAGAUUUGGGCAUUGUGCCUUUUUACUUCGGAACUGGUGAUGAAAGAAUCAUUGAGCUUGUGCCCUGAACAAUAAGCAUCAUCAAGUGGAACAGAAUCUGAGUCUAUUAAAUGUACUCCAUAGCAUUCAGAUAAGCUAAUCUGUGCUGAACCAAAGCUUUUCUUGUGGAGUUAAUUGUACAGUGAGCUACAAAGAAGCAGUAACUGCUUAGGAUGAACUGCAGCAAUCUCACAGCAGCGCAAGAAACACUUAACCUUUUACAACUGAUUAUUUACAUCCCAAUUACCUUUUUUGGAGUUAUAUUUAAUAUCAUUGCCUUCUGGGUAUUCUGCUGCAAGCUGAAAAAAUGGACAGAAACCAGAGUUUACAUGAUCAACUUGGUCGUUGCAGACUGUUUUCUCCUCUUCACCUUGCCUUUCAUUGUGCAUUUUCACAGGACUAAACAUCCCAUAGAUAAACUGUGCGAUGUCAUACAGACUAUAUAUUUUACAAACAUGCCCGUAAGCAUUUAUAUCAUCACCCUUAUAGCCGUCGACCGAUUCAUUGCAAUAAAGUACCCCCUGAAAGCAAAGAAUUUCAGGUCCCCACUGAAGGCAGCUGUUAGCUGCGGAUUUCUUUGGAUAAUAAUAAUCAUUUAUGCAUACUUCAACCCACGAUUUACUAAGGAAAGUGAAGAAAUGUGCUUUCGGAAAACUUCUGCUGACCCUGCAGAAACUACACUGUUGUCAAGUAUUUUGGGUUUUUUUAUUCCACUAGUAAUACUGAGUUUUUGUUCUAUUCAAGUCAUCCGGUGUCUGAAGAUGAAGAAGAACAUGAGUCCACCUGAAGAAACAUCAAUCCACAAGGCUCUCUGGAUUGUUUCUAUGAACCUGAGUGUAUUUAUCAUAUGUUUUUUACCUUUUAACGUCGGGCUACUUGUUAGGUAUGCAAUGGACGCAGCUGGAGCUGCCUGCUCUUUACGCUACAAUGCAAGCCUUUUUAUUCGUGUGGCUGCAUGGGUAGCAAAUUCUAACUGCUGUUUGGAUACGCUUUGUUAUUACUUUGUAGCCAAGGAAUUUCAGGAAGCUUCUUCUCUGUUACACCCUUUUAAAUCUCUGAAGUCUAGAUCAAAUCAAAGCCAAAUCAUAACCACAAAUGCACUAAGUGAUCACAAAAAAAUGCAUGAUAGAGGGGCAGAUCCAUAGCUGGUAUAAAUUGUCAUAGCUCCACUGACUUGCCAUAAAGUCUGUUAUUAUCGUGGGUAAUAGUCACAAAAAAGUGUACCUGAUUCUGAUCUCACUUAUACUCAUCUUACAGCAUUCUGACUCGAGUGAUUUCAACAAAAUUACUCCUGAUUUAUACCAAUGUAACUGAGAUUCCAGUCAGGAUCAAAGUCUCUCUUUGAAGCUAUGCAUAUGCAUAUUUUAUUAUUGACAUGCUUUCCUUUGCAUAUACAGCAUUAACUGGCUAACUACAGGAAGCUUUCUCGCAUCAGUACAAGGGUCAGUUAGUUUCUUGUACUAGGGUUACCAUUCGUCCGGAUUUACCCGGACAUGUCCUCCUUUUGUGUGCUAAAAAUAGCGUCCGGGGGGAAUUUGUAAAGCACUCACAAUGUCCGGGAUUUCCCCCUCCCCUGGCAGAGCAGAGCGAGCGGCUGGGAGGGCUGCAGGAAAGUCCCGGGCUGGACUCCGGAGCAGCUUCCUCCUCCCACCCCCCCCCUGCAUUCUGAGCCGGCCGGCAGCUCCUCCUCCUGCAGCCCGCUCCGGCAGCCCUGUGCAGGGCCAGGGACCGGGUUUUGUG